CAAUCUCCCACUUCGCCCAGUGGUCCCCACGAUGACUGCGCCAACAUACGAGCUGUCCAAAUUUCUUUCGAACAUCCUACAGCAAUCUGUAAACAACACGUACAGCAUAAGGAAUUCGGAGGAAUUUUGCGAAUUUAUCAACAGCAGCACUGUGGGGCCAGGAUACGCAAUGGUAUCCUUUGAUGUGGUGUCACUAUUUACAAACAUCCCACUGGAAUUAGUGAGGAAAGGCAUCCUGAACCAGUGGAACAACAUAAAGGAACACACCAACAUUAACCUGGACCUAUUCCUGGAGAUCGUGGUUUUUGUCAUCGAGGCUAGCUAUUUCGUAUUCCAACAGAAACACUACCAACAAAUCGCUGGCACAGCAAUGGGUAACCCUCUUUCGCCCGUGUUAGCAGAAAUCGUCACCGGCGAACUGAUAGAUGCAGUGUUAUCCAAACUAGGUGUGCACAUUCCAAUCCUGAAAAAGUUUGUUGACGACUUUUUCAUCGUUAUUCCGGCCAACGAAGUUGAUACAGUUUUGGGUGCAUUCAACGACUAUCACCCAAAACUGCAAUUCACGGUCGAAUACGAGGUGGACGGCAGGCUACCAUUCCUCGACAUGGUCGUUGUUCGCAACGAAGACCAAUCUUUCUCCACUGAUUGGUUCAUGAAGCCCAUCGCAUCUGGACGGAUCCUUAAUUACUUCUCGCUGCAUCCAAAACACCUAAAAAUAAAUGUGGCAUACAACUUCGUCAAAAAGGUAAACACCCUUUCGACGAUCAAAACGGAGCAACAGAAAAAGGAGACGGUGAUGAGACUACUGAAGCUAAACGACUACCCCGUCUCGUUGAUCAACAGACUGAUUAACCGACACAACGAGAGAAGAACGAGAACACCAACACAACCAGAAAAUGACGAUCAACAAAUCAAAAUUUAUAAGUCGAUUCCAUACAUAGUAGGGUUAUCACAGCAGAUCACACAAUACUUUAAGAGAUCAAAUGAAUUUGACAAUAUUAACAUAGUACAUUAUAAUAACAACACAGUAGGUUCAUUGUAUAGAGCUAUGAAAGGGAGGACAGAUACAUAUCAGCGUAAUAACGUAAUUUACUGUAUUGGUUGUCAACAAUGUGAUGCCAAAUACGUUGGUAUGACAACCAACAAAUUACAAACACGUAUGUACGGACAUAAAUCUGAUGUAAAUCUCCUGGACAAAGUCACCAAAAUAGAAAACACUUCAGACAGGCUACACAAAUUGAGCGGUCUGAAGGAAAGAACAGCAAUGAUGAACCACUGUGUUAGCACAGGGCACAGAUUUGACCUGCAGAAUGCCAGUAUAUUAGACCAUAGCUUGAAAACAAAUAGACUACCGAUACUAGAGGUAUGCCACAUAAUGACAACACAAAAUAUAAACAAACGGACAGAUGUAGAGGGGUUACACACAUGUUAUACAGGUAUCAUGCACACACUGAACAGAUUAUCUCACAGAAACAGACAAAAUAGGAACGAUCUUGACACUAAUACAAUAGAAACAGAUGAAGCGCGAAUGAAUCAAAAUGACGAAUAACGUAGACAGAAAAGACGAUUGAAGUUGAAGAGCUUGAUAGUUAAUAAGUGUUAUAUUGAAUUGUGGGCGAAAAACAUAGUACAGUGGAGGCGUACAGAUGGUAGUACUAGAUUACCAAACCGACUUCCCAACGACAAAACUAAGACAACACUACAGGCUGAAUGUUUUUGGACAGCUACGAAUAAUUCUUUAUCCCUGAUGAAGAUCCAAAUUGGGAUCGAAACGUUGGAGCCAAGAAAAUAAAUUCGUAGGCCAAUUAUUAAGACUGCAAGCCAGAACAAAUUAUUCGGGACAA
Messenger RNA from Aedes albopictus (Asian tiger mosquito), 1844 nucleotides. RefSeq lists its product as uncharacterized. The transcript is spliced from 2 exons. The record is from RefSeq and is a predicted model, not a curated record. The coding region runs from base 32 to 1549 and encodes 505 amino acids. Lineage: Eukaryota; Metazoa; Arthropoda; Insecta; Diptera; Culicidae.